Molecule: messenger RNA, 3402 nt
Organism: Symbiodinium sp. CCMP2592
Lineage: Eukaryota; Dinophyceae; Suessiales; Symbiodiniaceae
Source: the annotation of a GenBank genome assembly
AUGAGGGAAGUAGCUUCUGCGGGCCACUGCAGAGAGUACGGCGGCUGCAGCUCUGCAACAGACGGCCAGAUGAUUUGCCAGACGGACCAGAUGCAAGUUGCUGUUUCUGUCGUGUGGAUGAGUGGAGCGACCUUGCUGAGAAUGAUGCUCGAUCGUGGGGCAUCUCUCAGAAGCGUUUUCCAUGGCCUUCCUUCAGACCGAGGCUGUCUCACGCUACUUGCGCCUACCGGGCGCUUGGUCACCCCAUCCAGCUGCAUUGCUGAGAUCACUGCACAAGCAGAGAACCACCUGGUGCUGACGGCCAUCGCACAUACUGUGCAGAGUGUGACGUCCACACAGUGCGCGUUUGCAGUCAUAACAUCUUCGGGGGCAGUGGUGUCAUGGGGUGAUGCUGAUCUUGGUGGCGAUGCCGGCCACGUGCAAGAUCAGCUGAUGAGCAACGUUCUGCGUGUCUAUGCCAAUCCCUUUGCCUUUGCUGCCGUCAAGGAUGAUGGGUCUGUGGUGACUUGGGGCUUGACGACGGCUGGAGGUGACAGCAGCUCUGUCAGGCCACAACUCUCGACUGGCGUCUGCACCAUCUUCUCCACCCGCCUGGCUUUUGCUGCCUUGAAGGAAGAUGGCUCGAUCGUGACAUGGGGAAACGUGCAUUCUGGUGGAGGGCCUCCUCCGCGCACGGGAGCUGUGCAAAGCAUUUCUGCGACAGAUGGGGCCUUUGCGGCUCUUACCAGGAAUUCCGGUGUGCAUGCCUGGGGUGAUCCUGCUGCCGGCGGACAUCCACACGAAGUUUCUGCAGAUUUGACUGGCGGCGUGCUAGCGGUAUUUGGUUGUAAGUGUGCGUUCGCCGCCAUGAAGCAUGAUGGUUCUGUCGUUUGUUGGGGAGCUGCUAUUGCCUGCAAAGGCUUUGACAGCCUUAGAUGUAAGCUUGGCAACAUGCAAGUGCGUCAUAUUGCUUCGACUUCAAACGCAUUUGCAGCCCUAACGGCCGGAGGAUCCGUCUUAUGUUGGGGGGAUCCUGCCUGUGGUGGAGACUCUUCAGGGGUGGAUGAGCAUCUCCAGGACAACAUCGCAAAGAUAUACAGCAACGAAGUGGCUUUUGCUGCCCUGAAGCGUGGCGGUGCAGUGGUGCCUUGGGGAGGACACUAUCUCGACAUGGAUUUAUGCUACACCGGAAAGCUCCUGGAUGCUGGGGUGGAGCAAAUUGUCGCAACGCGCUUAGCCUUCGCAGGGCUUAAAUCCGAUGGCAGCAUUGUGAGUUGGGGGCACCGCAACCGGGGAGGAGACAGCAGUGCCGUUGCUCUGCAGCUUCGAGAAGUGAGAAAAGUCUGUGCUUCUGACAACGCGUUCGCUGCCGUCACCGCUUCCGGCGCUGUGAUUACCUUGGGCGUGAAGGAUGAGGGAGGCAACUAUUGCUCUGCCGAUGAGCUCCUGGAGAGCGAUGUUCAUGACGUGCACUCUACAUGUAAUGCUUUCAUGGCCAUCAAAUACGACGGAUCGGUUGUAGCGUGGGGCGGUCGUCGGUUUGGUGGGCACGUUCCCGCCAGUGCAGUAUUGCGCAUCUGUUCCGGCGAUGAGAAAAGGGCAUUAGCGACCGCACAGCAGUUAGUUUGGCAAGCGUUUUGCGUUUCAAGCAAUGGAGCUGGACUUUGUCGGCUGGCUCAAGGUGCAGUCUCUGCACGUUUCACCACAUGCUGCCACGAUGCUGAUGCUAAUCUGACCAUACCUCAGCGGUCAGGGUUCGGCCCUAGGAAGAAGGAGCCAAAAGGAAACAAUCAGGAAGUGUCGAGCUAUCCGUCUUUGCUGGAUGGUCAAGCUGCCGCCGAAAGGGUGCCCGAGAGGUUCCGCUCCUGCAGCACCCAUCUCGCAUGGUUGGCCGCCGAGAAGGAGGAGUUGGAAAAGCAAUGCGCGGCACAACAGGAGUUGGAGUCAAAACUCAAGCUGAUGCAGAAUCGAUUGAAGGCCAUGCGGCAAGGAUCUUCCGCACGGCUAGAUGCUGUCAUGCAGAUGAUCGAACAUCGCAAGGCUCUGGGGCACAUUGAAGACGCAGAGCUUCUCCUUGUCAAGGAGAAGUUAAAUCAGCUCGAAGCUCGCAAAGACGAGCCGCCGAAGUAUCCGGCGCUGACCAAUGCGCAGCCACUGGGCUUGGCCCUGACCCAGGCGGUGAAGGAGAUGAGGAAACGCACGCUGAGCAGGAAGCGAGAGGAACCCAACCCAUUGUCAUUGAAGCAGCCUGCCGCCUGGCCGUCGGUGUACAGCAUUGCUGAUCUUUGGCUCGCGAAAGCAGAACUAGAGCAUGCUCUAGCUUGGCGCCUGGACGCUUCUGAUAAAUCGCGGCCCAAGCGAUAUGUGCAAUCGCCAGAGCUUCUGUUGGACUCGGCAUUAGACACCGCCAACGAGCUGAUUCGUUUGUCAUCCCCGGGAGUCGUGCAUGAGACCCUGCGCAGAGAAGCGUUGAUUCAGCGAGACAUUGCGGCUGGGCUCAGGCUCAUGAGAGACCGCAUGUGUUUGGUCAUUGACUCCCUGGGCCCGAUGGUCCGCGCAUUGGGAGUGCAAGAGAUCAAGCAUUGCGAACAAACGUUGGAGCUCAAGAAGCUUUUGCUCGCCAUCGCGCAGGAAGAGUCCGUUUGGGGAAUGCAGCACAAAGCUCAAGCCAGUGCAGAGGGAAGGCCCAUCAAGCAUCUUACAAGCGAGACCUACAAGCUCCGGCGCUCUUUGCAGAAGAUCUGCUAUGCUCCGCCAGGCUCCGCUGUUGAGGAGGACAUGGACGCAGUUUGGAAAGCUGUGAAAAGGAAGGAAGUGUUUGAUCUGGCCGCUGCGCGUGCGGAGGCAGAGCGCCUGCGCUUGAAGGUAGCUGGAUGCGAGCUGACCAUGCGGCGUUCUGAUGUCAAGCAGAACGCCCUGGCGGUUACCACCGACAAUGAUGCUCGGGCUUUCCUGCAGACCGUCCAGGCCAAGGUGAAAGAAGCAACGGAUGUGCUCAAUGCAUAUGCGGAAUGGGCUUCCAAGACGGAGGCGAGUUUGAUUCUCUGUGGCCUGACGAGUCCUCCUUCCGCAGGUGCUCUUGAGGCUGUGCCUGCGAACCCCAUGACGCUUGAAGCGCAGAGGCUUCGUAGAGCUCUUCAAGGCAUCAUCGAAGCUGCUUUGAUCACUCGGAAGCGUCCAGGAAGAAAUGGCGGCAAGGUUGGCUCGCCCACCUCCGCACCCCGGGCCGAGGAGGUCAACGCACAACCUCAGGACGAAGCCACGAAGAGACAUUCUGCUCCCGUCGUAUCAGAACCGGGGAGCCCACAGGAAGGUCAUUCCGCCUCGUCGCGACCAACGUCUCCCGAGGUACGAACACGAUCUGCAAGGUCCUCGCCGAGGACCCCAAAGACAGCCGAUCCGAACCGGUUCAACACAUCCUGA